Capronia coronata CBS 617.96 is the source of this 1686-nucleotide messenger RNA. RefSeq lists its product as uncharacterized. Gene Ontology annotation, cellular component: nucleus. The coding region runs from base 1 to 1686 and encodes 561 amino acids. The transcript has 2 exons. Gene Ontology annotation, molecular function: transcription cis-regulatory region binding; DNA-binding transcription factor activity, RNA polymerase II-specific. NCBI's taxonomy places the organism in Eukaryota, Fungi, Ascomycota, Eurotiomycetes, Chaetothyriales, Herpotrichiellaceae. Gene Ontology annotation, biological process: regulation of DNA-templated transcription. The record is from RefSeq and is a predicted model, not a curated record.
AUGCUGACGGGGCAAGAUGUGAAAAAUCAGGUCUCAAUUGCGAGCAAAGGAUACCGGUUUGUCGACGACGUUGUUGGAGGCGCAGACCCGAACUCAACGAAUGGCCAACAUCUCUUGACGCCUCAGCCAGGUGAAGCGAGCAUCAUUGACCCCCGUGGACCGGAUACACGACAUAGAGCUGGCAACUCGGCCGAUCCGAUUCGCACCUUUGGUCAGAUAUUGCUCGAUACGCUGCAUGUCGAGAACCCUUCUCCCACCAGAUGGCCCGCCUUCGAGGAGUUGACCGAGCAGCAAUACCUUAUAAUCCUAGACCACUACAAGUGGCGGCUCAUGCAAGCGGUUCCAUUUGCAUUGCUUCCACCGGACAUACAGCCUGGCGAUAAGAAUCCAAUUCUUCUACUGUCGAUCCUUCUCACGGCAAGUAGCUCUUUCCGAGACUUCCAGUAUCAGGCAGACGAAGUCUUCCGCCAUGUCCUCGCUGACCAAGUCAUAAUCAAGGGUCAACGCAGUCUGGACCUGCUCCAAGGUCUCCUCACGUACCUGACAUGGUACCACCACCACUUCGACCCGGAGACCCAGCAGUUCUAUCAACUGCUGCAACUGGCCACUGCGAUGGCUGCAGAUCUGGGUCUUCCGAAGAAGUUCGCCGGAGAUGACAAUAAUGCUCUCCAGACCCCCCCAAUCCAAACAGUGGAAGAUCCGAUUCGCAACGAACUCCGAGCAUUCUUACUCUGCUACUACCUCAACUGUGGAGCUGCUGUUCUGGGCUACGACAGACCAGAGAACAUGCAUUGCAUACGCAGCUUGAGACAAGCAGCACAGUUGCUUGCCCAGUCACCAACCGAACCACACGACGUUGAGUCGCCGGCACUCGUGGAAUUGUUAUACGUCGCGGCACAGCACCGUGUUUCAAUCAACAAUCUCGAGAACAGCGAAAUACCUAUAUCCCAGAUGCAAGUCUGCUGGGACUCAGAAACCGCUCUGAAAUCAUGGGCAGAAAAGUACUUGCAUGAGGGGACGCCUUGUGUGUUGAGAUCAAGCUACAAUUACAUUUCGACUUACAGGAUUCUCAAACCGGCCAAUAUUGGUGUCGGUGGUAGGUUGACUCCUGCGUCACUGGAAGAUAUUGCGACUUGCAUUGCAAUCUGUCAAGCGCAGCUAUCGAAUAUAUCUCAGCAAGAUCCCUCCUAUCUCGUCGAGUUCAGUGUCCUUGAGUGGGCGCCUGUCAUGACAUAUCUGUUCAUCCUGCCUCGACUGGAGGCCGCGAUUGGCUCAACGACAACAACAGCAUCAGCAGCAUCAGCAGCAUCAGGCGUCACCCCAUCAGCAGAUCGGUACGGGAGCCACAAUCGAACGUCCUGUGCCCUAAAGAUGGUUGAACAGUUCCGUUCUCAGCUUGCUAAACUCAAGGCCCACGCUGAGACUGAUACAAUGUUGAACGCGCACAGGUUUUUCGCAGUCUUAGACCAGAUCUUGCCUGCGGUGGAACGACGUGCGAUUCCGAUGGCCUUGCAGAACGGUGCGCCCUCUUUGCAGAUUUCGCAAAGCACAGCGGUGGAUGGGGGAGGUUCGGCCUAUGAGCUAGUCAAUUCAUAUACGGAUGAUGAUGAUUACCAGCCUCGCGAAAGGACUGCGAGUUUGGACCGAGUAUGGGUGGAUUUUAUGUCAGAUUGGGUCCAAUGGUGA